AUGUCACCGAAGCGAAAUAACUCUCGAAACAGCGAAGAAUUCGAAGUGACGCUAACCAAGGUACACGGCAGCUUGGGAUUCACUCUUCGAAAGGAAGACGACAGCAUACUCGGGCAUUAUAUCCGGGCUUUAGUCAAGGAACCAGCAAUAUCCAACGGACGUCUCAAACCUGGAGACAAAAUUGUUUCUGUGAACGGCGUUGACAUUUCCGAAAAGACUCACGCGGAAGCAGUGGCGUUUUUGCGGAGCUGUCCUGAGGUAGUGACGCUUCGGCUUUACCGUGACAUGGAUCAAACCCCGGUGUCACCUCUUUCACCGACUGCGACGAGCGUCGAGGAUAUCACCGACUCUACCAACAAGCGCAACAUAGGCAGCAGUCCUUCAACUCUCAGAAGGUUUCGUACGUUCCAAUUGCUGCAUGGCUUGGACUCUGUGCAGAUGGACACAGACUGA
Notodromas monacha is the source of this 453-nucleotide messenger RNA. The record is from the annotation of a GenBank genome assembly. NCBI's taxonomy places the organism in Eukaryota, Metazoa, Arthropoda, Ostracoda, Podocopida, Cyprididae.